UCUUCCUCCUCACGUCCGUCCGACCGUCUCCUACCUCAUCCCACCUCUCUUAACGCUUUCUCGGACAUUUUUCUUUAAAUCAUCUCUAUAAACCACCAUGGCUGAUACCGCUGUUGAUACAACCACCACCCCCGAGAUCACCGCAAAGGACCUGAAAGAAAAGAAAGAGGUGGUUGAAGAGGCAGCGGAGGCUGCGAAGGAAAACGGCAGCGAAGACGCACCUGCCAAUGGAAAUGGAACAACUAACGGUGCUUCACAUGAAGAAGAGGAAGCUCAUGAGGAUGAAGAAGGUGGGGAGGACGAGGAGGCAGGAGAGGCCGAGGAGGAGGAAAACGGUGCUGAGGAAGAGGCAGCGGCAGAGGAACACCCUGUGAAACGUCCUGCAGAAGAGGAGGAGGCAGUGGAGACAAAGAAACAGAAGACAGAGGAGAACGGCGACUCCACAGAGGCUGCCGAAGUCAAAGCUUAAAGUUCACGCUGCCAUUCAGUAGCUCUGUCUGUAUGGUCAGUCUGACCUAGUAGAGUUUGUGCUUUCUGUAUAUUUCACAGACAUUCCUUCGCCGCUACAACAUCUUCUUUUAUUGCACUGAGGCCCAUAACAUCAUGACCCUGUCCCCCCUUUUGUAAGACCUUAUUUAUUGGUGUAGGACCAACAUUGGACCAUGGAUAUAAAACAAAAAAAAGAAACGUUUUAGCACACGUUCGUUUAACAAGCACACAUUCUACUCUGUUAUACGACCAACGGAUGUACACGCAAGCAACUGAAAGCCUAAGGUUCUGUCAUUUUUUCAUGGGUGACAUUUUCUGAUCCACUAAAGACCAAAGAUGAGUUUUAAGCAGGGGCUAAUAGACGAUGUUUAACCUGGUUGUGCUGCUAGAAGUUAAUCCCUCGCUUUGGCAGAUCGGUUAACAUAACAGAUGGCUCAUAUAAACGAGGGGCUUUCUUUGGUCAACACUGCCCCCCCCCCAUCCCCCUUAUAACAUGUUAAUUAACCCCUUUUUAAAUCUUGAAGGUCUUUUGUUCCAUAUGCAUUUAAAAAGGAUUGUAUCUUUCUAUCCUUAUGUACAGUUUUGGGGUUUUUUGUUUUAUCAUUGUGUUUUAUAUGGGAAGUGCAGAAUGAAAACAAUCUAUAACAGAACUGUAUGCUGGUACUGGUGUUCUCUCAGUCCUUCAAGCAAAACCUGUUUUUUUUUAUUAUUAAUGUGUUUUGGUUGCUUUUUGACCACUGCUUUGUAUAGUUUGGUUCAGGAUUAUAAAUAAAAAAACAGUCUUGUCUUUUUAAAA
Messenger RNA from Danio aesculapii, 1285 nucleotides. Its product is annotated as prothymosin alpha. Gene Ontology annotation, molecular function: histone binding. Gene Ontology annotation, cellular component: nucleus. Gene Ontology annotation, biological process: positive regulation of transcription by RNA polymerase II; negative regulation of apoptotic process. The transcript is spliced from 5 exons. NCBI's taxonomy places the organism in Eukaryota, Metazoa, Chordata, Actinopteri, Cypriniformes, Danionidae. The coding region runs from base 98 to 469 and encodes 123 amino acids. The record is from RefSeq and is a predicted model, not a curated record.